This is a messenger RNA of Teleopsis dalmanni, 2478 nucleotides long. Its product is annotated as TATA-binding protein-associated factor 172-like. The record is from RefSeq and is a predicted model, not a curated record. The coding region runs from base 244 to 2478 and encodes 744 amino acids. Gene Ontology annotation, molecular function: TBP-class protein binding; DNA binding; ATP hydrolysis activity. Lineage: Eukaryota; Metazoa; Arthropoda; Insecta; Diptera; Diopsidae. The transcript has 7 exons.
AAUGACACUAAUUAUUAAAACAUUUUCAGAACAGAUAAGCAACUAAAACAGCAACAUCAUUACAUACAAUAACAUCAGCAAAAGCAAUAACAAAUUCAUUUGGAGAAUAUUGACAAGUUGAAAUUUCGUUUCUAUGUAUACCAGAGAACUCUGCUGGCUUAUUUGAUUUAAGAAAUAUACAAAACCUUAGAGGGUAAUCCAAUAAAAUUCACAACAACUUCCAUAUUCCAUUAAAGAUAAACAAUGACUUCACGAUUGGAUCGUUUAUUCAUAUUAUUGGAAUCCGGUUCUUCCGCUGUAACACGACGUGCAGCUGCUAAGCAAAUUGGGGAAGUACAGAAAUUGUAUCCUCAUGAGUUACACGCGUUACUUAAUCGUCUUAUUGGUUACUUGCACAGUUCAUCAUGGGAUACUCGCAUUGCUGCUGCACAAACAGUUGAAGCCAUAUUACUUAAUGUUCCAGUAUGGAAACCUGAAGUUUUUGCUGCAAGUAAUAGUGCCAUAAAGCGUGAAAUAAAGAAAGAUGAUUUAGAGGAGGACAGUUGUCAAUCUACUAGUUCAGCUUCAUCAUCCAUUGCAACUGUUGCAAAUAGUGUUACCGAAGCUAAAAAUCGCUUUUUAUUAUUUAAUGAAUUUAAUUUAGAACAAAUAUUGAAUAAGGGGGCACGUUUAAUUGGUUCCGAAGGGGCUGAAUUCGAUAUGAAUGAAGAUGGAACUUCGAUAGCCACUAAAGCAGAACACUUAAGCCAACAGCGUGCUAUGCUGAAAGAAAAAUUAGACUUAGCUCAAAUAUUAAAUAUUAGUGAGAUGAUUACGGAUGAAGACAUGUGUAGCAACACCGCUACGUACAAUAUUAAUGAUGAAAAGGUUCCUGUUGAAAGCAUUCUUAAUAUUAAACCUAAUCAUAAUUUAAUACCCUCAAAUGGGCAGCAAUUAAGCUGCCGUGAAAUGAACCGUGCCAAACGUAAAGCACGUCAAAACAUGUCCUCGGCCAGUGUCACCACGACUGUAGCAACGUCAACCACCAACACAAUAAAUCGCAGCACUUCUUUAUUGGGCAAUAAUGGUAUAAAGAGUGAUGAACCCGAAAAGAAAAAAUUUAAAUCUGAUCCUCAAAGGCAGGAAAUAUUUUAUAGCCUAAACGAUCCUGUACCAGAUGCUACAGGAACUUGGAUAGAUGCGACAAAUUGGCCAUUAGAAAAUUUUUGCGCACGCUUGUAUCUGGAUUUAUUCAAUCCCAAAUGGGAAAUACGUCAUGGAGCUGCUACUGCUUUACGAGAACUGAUUCUUAUUCAUUCGAAAGGAGCAGGAAAGAGUAUAAACAUGACAAAAGAAGAAAUGGAAAAUAAUCACAGCUUGUGGUUGGAAGAUGCUGCUUUGCGUUUGCUUUGUGUGCUAUGUUUAGAUCGUUUUGGUGACUUUGUUUCAGAUCAAGUAGUUGCGCCAGUCCGUGAAACAUGCUCGCAAGUGUUGGGUUUAAUUGUUAAAGAAAUGGAAGCAGAACAAGUGUAUAACAUUGUGGAUAUUUUACUAAAAUUAUUAAAAGAAAAUGAGUGGGAAGUACGUCAUGGUGGAUUGUUAGGUUUAAAAUAUGUAUUUGUCGUGCGUCAGGAUUUAUUGGAGAAAUGUUUACCACGUACUAUAAAUGAUGUGCUAAUUGGUCUGUUUGAUACAGUAGAUGAUGUUGGUGCUGUAGCUGCAUCUACGCUUACACCAGUUGCUUUAUGGUUGCCAAAAUUAUUGACUGCUGAGCAGGUGUCAAAAAUUGUUAAAAUGUUGUGGGAUUUGUUAUUAGAUCAAGAUGAACUCACAUCUGCUUGUAAUAGUUUUAUGGGGCUGCUCGCAGCUUUAUUAUGUCUUCCUAAUGCAUCUUCAUGGUUGCAAAUGGAGCCCAUGUCAACAGUUGUACCGCGCUUAUGGCCUUUCCUUUCACACAAUUCUAGUUCGGUACGCAAAUCAACUUUAAUGACUUUAAAAACGCUUUCCACAAAUAAUGCAAAAACUGAAUAUUCGCCAAAAAAUGUAAAAACGAAAACUGAAUUAGUUCCUGAAAAUGCUUCUAGUAUCGGUUUAUCCACAAUGAAGCUUAAUUUUGAUUCAAAAAAUUUAACGCUAAACUUUGGUGUCAUAGACUGGCAGCCAAAAUUACUUCAAGAAGCUUUACGUCAUAUUUAUCAACGAAUUCUAGUCGAAUCACAGACUGACAUUCAUCAACUUACUCAACUUGUUUGGAUGAAUCUUAUUACAAAUGCUAAUAUAGGCGCACUGUUGCAUGCAGCAUGCCCCUAUGUUUCAUCAUGGAUUUGUUUAGCUAUGCAACCUCAAAGACUUGCAUUUGAUCCAGCAGCUUUAAUACAAGCCACCCCAACUAGUGAUGCAUCACUAAAUCGUCGUCGUAUACAAAGAAGUGGUGAUGAUUUAGGGUGUAAUAUUUUAACUUCAAUCACUUCUCAAAAAGUUAUUGAAAUGCGACAUUAG